Messenger RNA from Anisakis simplex (herring worm), 234 nucleotides. The record is from the annotation of a GenBank genome assembly. Lineage: Eukaryota; Metazoa; Nematoda; Chromadorea; Rhabditida; Anisakidae.
GACGAAGACUUUGAGUACUUGGAAGAAGUGGCCAAGAAUACAGCGGCUGAGUUUGAGGAUGCAGAUGAAUCCGAAUUGGAACGACGAUUGACAGCGAUGGGUGUGGGUACAGAACCGGAGCAGUUGUACGAGGCGUUAAAUGACUCCGAAAAAGCUGCAUUUUCUAAACUGGUCGAUCAGAUGCAUUACAGUGAAUCUGGAUUUGGGGACUCUGUUUUUCGAUCGAAACGUUAA